GUGUAGUCGUGAGCCACAUCUCUGAGAACAAGCGCCACUCAGCUGAUGGGAGGGGACCUGCUCAGGCUGGAGACAGGAUCCAUGGCAACAAUCAUGGCAGAGACAGAGACUCGUCAGAAGCUGCUGCGCACCGUCAAGAAGGAGGUGAAGCAGAUUAUGGAAGAAGCCGUGACCAGGAAAUUUGUCCACGAAGACAGCAGCCAUAUUGUGUCUUUUUGUGCUGCAGUGGAGGCGUGUGUUCUGCAUGGGCUGAGGCGACGAGCAGCUGGUUUUCUGCGCAGCAACAAGAUAGCGGCACUCUUCAUGAAGGUGGGGAAAAGCUUUGCCCCUGCUGAGGAGCUGUGUAGGAAGGCCCAGGAGCUCGAGCAGAUCAUCGAGACAAAACGAAGUCAAAGCUUGCAAAGUCAGGACAGCCUUCGUAAGAUGCCCCGGCUGCCCGGCCUCACCCCCCAGGGAGCCAAGAACCUGUGGAUCCGGGCGGCUCUUUUUGAAAAGGUGCUGGACAAGAUCGUUCUCUACCUGGUGGAGAACAGCAGUAAAUACUACGAGAAAGAGGCUGUUCUAAUGGACCCUGUAGAUGGACCUAUCCUUGCCUCUUUGUUAGUCGGACCUUGUGCUUUGGAGUACACCAAGAUGAAGACGGCUGAUCACUUCUGGACCGACCCGUCCGCUGACGAGCUGGUGCAGAGACACCGCAUCCACGGUGGCAACUGCAGGCAGGACUCUCCCACCAAGAGGCCUGCACUGUGUUUCCAGAAGCGGCACUCCAGCAGCAGCAUGGACGAACGCCCUUCCCCCUCGCCGUCAGCUCGAGAAUAUGUGGAGUCACUGCAUCAGAACAACAGGGCGACCUUACUGUUCGGCAAAAACAACGUGCUCGUGCAACCGAGGGACGACAUGGAGGCUGUCCCCGGUUACCUCUCCCUGCACCAGACCGCUGACAUCAUGACCCUGAAGUGGACUCCCAACCAGCUCAUGAAUGGCUCUGUUGGAGACUUGGACUACGAGCGCAGUGUUUUUUGGGACUAUGCCAUGACGAUUCCUCUCGAGGAGAUAGUUUACUUGCACUGUCAUCAACAAGUGGACAGUGGGGGGACGGUGGUGCUGGUCAGUCAGGAUGGAAUCCAGAGACCUCCACUGCGCUUCCCCAGGGGAGGACACCUGCUCCAGUUCCUCUCCUGCCUGGAGAAUGGCCUCCUUCCCCACGGCCAGCUGGACCCUCCGCUCUGGUCCCAGAGGGGAAAGGGGAAGGUGUUUCCGAAGCUGCGGAAUAGAGUUCCUCAGGGAUCCUCAGAAUCGGUCUCGGAUAAGGAGGAGGACGAGGCCACGGACUAUGUCUUCCGCAUCCUCUUUCCAAACAGCCAGUCAGAGUUUGUGACUGUAACUCAUCCUCCUCACCUGACUUCCUCCCACUCCCUUCAACCGAGCGGACAGCCACCCUCCAAAGUGGGGACCCUGGUUGUCCCCAAGAGGUCCUGCAGCUGCCCUGAAGAAUCCUCCUCACCCACAGGAAGCAGCUUGACUCCUCCAGACUUGAUGGAUCAGGGAGCUACGAUGUGGCAUCCCACUCUCAGGAAGGCCUCGUGUUCCUCUUGUUCUCAGGGGAGCUUCUCUGAGGGAGGGACACCCAAGGGCUGUAACCAUGAGAGGGCUCCUCUGAAGCUGCUGUGCGACAGCAUGAAGUAUCAGAUCAUCUCUCGGGCAUUUUACGGCUGGUUGGCAUACUGCCGUCACCUGUCCACUGUGCGCACACAUCUCUCUGCCCUCGUCAAUCACACCAUCGUGGCACCCGACACGCCGUGCGAUGCCUACAAAGGGCUCACUGCAGAAGUGUGGAAGACGUUCCUUCAGGACUGCACAGCCUACAAGGAGCAGGAGCUGCUGCGUCUGGUCUACUUUGGUGGUGUGGAGCCCUCGCUGCGUAAAGAGGUGUGGCCUUUCCUGCUGGGUCACUACCAGUUUGGGAUGUCCGAAGCUGAGAGGAAGGAGGUGGACAAACAGGUCCGAGUGUGUUACCAACAGACGAUGCGUGAGUGGCUCGGCUGCGAGGAGAUCGUCCGCCAGCGAGAGAAGGAGCAGCACGCCGCAGCCUUGGCCAAGUGCUCCUCUGUAGCGAGCGACAGUUCCAGUCAGAAGAUGAUCCAUCACGACUCCACUGUGAGCAAUGAGUCCCAUUCCUCCCAGAGCUCAGACAGACAGAGUCUGGCUCGCCUGCAGAGCGACUCAAGCAGCAGCACACAGUUCUUCACACUCUUCCAUCCCUUCCCCUGGAGUAGUCUGCUUCCCUUUGGCUUGUUCUUUCAGGUGUUUGAGUCCGUAGAGGAGGUGGACCAGAUUGAGACGGAGCCCAAGACCGAAGAGGCCAAGCAGGCGCCAAAGAUGCCCAAUGGAGCUCUGCAGAACGGGACCUGCUCUCCCGACUCUGGACACCCCUCCUCCCGCAACUUCUCAGUCACCUCUGGCCUGUCAGACACUUCGCUCAGCACAGACGACACCGCCGGACCUGCUCUCCCCCCGGCAUCACAGAGCUCUGUCAAACCUGCAGGGGUAGAGGCUGAAGGUCUAACAGAGGAAACGCUUAGCCAGGAGAGAACCGAAGUGAAGGACGAAGAGGAGACGCUCGGUGUGACCAUAACUGCAGAAAAUACCAAGAUUGAGGUGAAUGAUAAUGACAUGAUUCAGCCACUGGAAGAGGAGCAGGUGAUGACCAACAAAGAGACAUGUUUGCAAACUAAAAGCCAGGAAAAUGUUGAAGAGCCAGAAUCUACUAAAACAGAGGGAACCAAGUCUGAAGAUACAGACAUUCAAGGAAUUCAAUCUUUAGAUUCAGGAGAAAUAGGAAGAGAUGUGUCUGAUGAGGAUACUGUGAUGGUAUCAGCAGCUGCUACAGAAUCCAAAGAAGAACUCGUGGAACAUAGUCUCAAGAAAGACGUAGAAGUCAGAAACGAGGAAACGACAAAGCUCGAGGAAAGGAUUGUGGAAAAGAUGAAGGACAUGGACGAAUCAAAAACAAGUGAACCGCAAGAAUUUAGUUUGACUGAGGGGACAGAAAAAAUGGUCCAACAUCAUGUGGCCGCUGACAUUGAGACCAACCUCCUAUUCUCAACAGACGCCAGGGUCUCGAGAACAAGAGAAACUUACUGCGCCUCUCAGAAAGAGGAGCCUCAGGUCAUGACUGAAUCUGACGAGUCUCCCUCAGCCAUAGAGAUGGAGGAGAUCCCCAAAGCCAAAGUUUCCAUGGUGCCUUGGAGCAGGAAGGGACGAUGCGAGCCCUCGUCUUCCUUUGAGGACUCAGCCCCUCGCGCGGAGGAGGAGCAAGGAAAGCACAUUCCGGAGGGCACAGAGUCCAUCAUGUCCGAGGAGCCGGAGAUGGAGAGUCUGUACCCUCACUUAGAUUCUCUGCCCGGGUCUGGAGACACCAAGAGCAAAGCGACCUCUCAAGGAUCUGCUGGGAGUACCUUCUCUCAAGAGCUGCUGGAUUUGUACACGUUAAAUCUGCACCGCAUUGAAAAGGACGUCCAGCGCUGCGACAGGAACUACUGUUACUUCACUCCUGCCAACCUGGAGAAACUGCGCAACAUCAUGUGCAGCUAUAUCUGGAGGCACCUUGACAUCGGCUACGUUCAGGGCAUGUGUGAUCUUCUGGCUCCGCUUCUAGUCAUCCUGGACGAUGAGGCCAUGGCCUUCAGCUGCUUCACUGAGCUCAUGAAGAGAAUGAAUCAAAACUUUCCCCACGGAGGCGCUAUGGACACUCACUUUGCCAACAUGCGCUCUCUAAUCCAGAUCCUGGAUUCUGAGAUGUUUGAGCUAAUGCACCAAAACGGAGACUACACCCACUUCUACUUCUGCUACCGCUGGUUUCUCCUGGACUUCAAGCGAGAGCUGGUGUACGAGGACGUGUUCGCGGUCUGGGAAACCAUCUGGGCGGCUAAGUAUGCCUCCUCUAGUCACUUUGUCCUCUUCAUUGCUCUGGCGCUGGUGGAGAUCUACAGGGACAUCAUCCUGGAGAACAACAUGGACUUCACUGACAUCAUCAAGUUCUUCAAUGAAAUGGCUGAGCACCACAACAUAAAGCAGAUUUUGACCCUGGCCAGAGAUCUGGUGUACAAGGUGCAGAUGCUGAUUGAAAACAAGUGAUGGCGCUGUUGUUCUUCUUUUCCAUCCAUGUAAAGCGUGAGCGGCUGUAGCAGCACAAGAGUUAUACACAUAUGAGCGCGCACACACACACACACACACACACACACACUCUAACACUAUACAAAGCCUUUACAAUCACAGUUUGCUGCUAUGAGCCUUACUGACUGUAUCCACUAUGUUAUUUGUGUUGUCAACAGUUGUAUGGGAAUAUUACGCUUAAUAUUUGUCAGUAUGUUCGACUGAAAACAAAAGUAACAGAAAAUAGCUCUCAUUUCCAAAUAUUUUUGUCCGACAUCCCUCAAGUGUUGAUCUUAGUCCGAGUGCACUUAAUAUUUCGAGGAAAUAUGGAGAGUUUAGUGGCACAUUUCAAACCAAAAUGCAGAGCUGAAUUCAACCAGAGACUAUAUUUAUGAGAAAAGUAUGUUGUGAUAAUAAUUUAUAAUAUGAAUUAUUUUAACAAAGUCUACAAGUUUACAUUUUGAGAUAUAUUCCCAACCUUUAAGAUGGAAAGAAUGUACACAGGGUUUUAAUUUUAUUAAGUAGCACACACAAGUCAAAUUAUUCUCCACUGAUAACUACACUUAAGUUUAACACACAACAUUAAGAAUAUUUUAGCUUUUAGCACCAUGCCAGUGAUUUAGCAUCUAACAGUGUUUUCAAUGUUCGGAAACUGCCUUGUCUACCAAAUAGUAUGUCUUAAUUUGUUACGUGUGAAUUGUACUGUACUCAGAGAAAACUGUGUUAGAUUGUUGUUGAAUUAUGAGGAUUAUAUUCUGUUAAACCGUUGUUGACUCAUAAUCUGAUUAUCUAAGUGACUUAUGGAGGUGUGGGCAGAGAUUUAUAUAUGAGGAAACAUGCCUGAUUUCAUAGUCCUUUUGAAUUAUUUUAUCCAGUGAACCACUGUAUCUUUAUUUUGUAAAUUGUGCAGUUUACUCCCCUUGAUUUUUGUAUUGUCUUGUACUGUCUGGCGCUUGUUUGUUCAAUGUUAAUUUCAGCUUGAAUAUCACUAUGGAAGAUCAGACGAGGCGGUGGUAAAAUGUAAUCGCAGGGAUCAAAUGAAAAGUUUUGUCGUUCCACAUGUUAUUUUAGUGUGAGAGUGACUUAACCAGAGGCGUGACAAUGAAAGGUUAAGUAGGACAGAUUUUAAAUAUAAGACCGUGUUAAUGUUUUGGCGCAUUUGAGGACGUACAAAAUACAUGUUUUAACCCCUUAAAUGAAUACUUAUAUUGGUCUCAGUGACUGACAUUCAUGCUUGUGAUCCUUUGAAACGUCACUCAGUUGUACUUCAAGUGUUGUUUCAUGAAUGUGGUACGGUGAAUUGCAUUUAAUUUUGUUGUUAGUUUUUUUCGUCAACACUAACUGCUGUAGAAAAGGUCUUUAUUUUAAUUUGUUGUAACGUUUAUUUUCCAAAGUAUUUAUUUAUUUAUGGAUUUAUUUAUACAUGGAUUUUUUUUCUUCUUCCAAAUGCUGCCUUGUUUGUAGCUAAUAUUUUUAUUUUGUGGCCAGCUCAACAUGUGUAUUGUAAAACAAUCAAAUUAUAUACUAAGAGUUCAAUAAAUAUUUAAAUAUACAUAUAUACAUACAUAUAUAUGGUAUAUGUUCUUAUAAUAAAAAUAAAAAUGGAAUUAUAAUUAUUUUUCCAAAAAGAUA
Molecule: messenger RNA, 5787 nt
Organism: Hippoglossus stenolepis (Pacific halibut)
Lineage: Eukaryota; Metazoa; Chordata; Actinopteri; Pleuronectiformes; Pleuronectidae
Gene: sgsm1a
Product: small G protein signaling modulator 1a
Exons: 26
Coding region: 46-4137 (1363 amino acids)
Biological process (GO): activation of GTPase activity
Molecular function (GO): GTPase activator activity
Source: RefSeq, a predicted model, not a curated record